Messenger RNA from Achroia grisella, 2469 nucleotides. RefSeq lists its product as uncharacterized. Gene Ontology annotation, molecular function: nucleic acid binding. Lineage: Eukaryota; Metazoa; Arthropoda; Insecta; Lepidoptera; Pyralidae. Gene Ontology annotation, biological process: DNA integration. Bases 1 to 2469 code for a protein of 822 amino acids. The record is from RefSeq and is a predicted model, not a curated record. The transcript has a single exon.
AUGCCGACUGCUAAUGAAAUUUUUGCGCUCCUGGCAGGAGGACGAUUGUUUACAACUUUGGACCUGGAUCGAGCGUACACACAGGUGCCAGUUGAUGAACAGACAUCAAAACUAAUGACAUUAAAUACAACCAAAGGUCUGUUUUCAGUACAUAGACUAGCAUUUGGUGUUAAAGCCAGCCCAGGUAUUUUCCAGCGAGCAAUGACAGCAUUACUUGCAGAUGUCCCAGGAGUUGCUGUUCUGCUUGAUGACAUUAUUAUUACUGGUCAUACACUAGAUGAAAUGAAAACACGACUGAAUAUUGUUCUGCAACGUUUAACAAACAAGGGACUAAAGCUUAAGCAAAACAAGUGUAAGUUUGGAAAGACGCAAGUUGAAUUCUUGGGAUUUCUAAUAGAUGCCGAGGGUAUACACCCUGCAAAAAGUAAAAUUAAUGCAAUAAUAAACACGCCACCUCCAAGGAAUGUUCAGCAACUUCAAGCAUUCCUUGGAUUAUAUAAUUUUUAUGAACGCUUUGUACCUCACAAAGCAACAGUUUUGGAGCCACUACAUAGAUUGUUGGACCAAAAGCAGGAUUGGAAAUGGAGUAAAGAGGAACAACAAUCUUUUAAUACCGCAAAAAGUUUACUUGCAAAUGAUGUCUGUCUUACACACUAUGACACAAAGAAGAAACUGAUUUUAACUUGUGAUUCAUCAGACUAUGGGGUAGGAGCCGUUCUGGCACAUAUUAUGGCUAAUGGUGAUGAGAAACCAAUAGCUAUGGGAUCAAGAACACUACACCCACAUGAAAGACGAUAUUCUCAAUUAGAUAAAGAGGCCACAGCAAUUCUGUUUGGGAUUAAAAAAUUCAACAAUUAUUUGAUGGGUCGUCGAUUUACAAUUAUAACGGACCAUAAACCGCUUCUGGGAAUAUUUGGGACUAAGAAGAAGAUACCAGAUAUUCUUUCACCACGAUUGACUCGUAUAUGUUUGACCUUAGCAGCACAUGAUUAUGAAAUUGAAUAUAAACGUGGUAAGGAAAUUAGUAAUGCUGAUGGACUUAGCCGCUGGCCAAUGCCAGUAUUAUCUCAAGAUAUUGAUACUCCAGGGGAGGUUCUCUUAAUAGCAGAAACACCACAUGACUUGCCAUUUGGUCCAAAAGACAUUGAAAGAGCAACUUCUGGAGAUCCAACUCUCCAUAGAGUAAAAUGGUUCAUUUUAAAAGGGUGGCCAGCCCGAAUUACAGAUAAAGAGUUACAUACAUAUUGGUUACAUCGCUUGGAGUUGAGUAUACAAGAUGGCUGUAUUUUAUUGGGAAGUCGUGUGGUAUUACCAAAUAAACUUAGAGAGGACAUGUUAAAACUAUUACACCAAACUCAUAAUGGUAUAGUACAUACUAAAGCUCUGGCUAGGAGUUAUGUAUGGUGGCCACAAAUGGACAGAGAUAUAGAGAAGAUGAUCAGCAACUGCCAUUCCUGUUUAGAAAAUAGAAAUAUGCCAACAAGAUCAUCACAUGAAUGGAUUAUGCCUGCUAGACCGUGGUCCCGUAUUCAUGUUGAUUUUGCAGGACCUUUUCAAAAUAAAAUAUUUUUGAUAGUAGUAGACUCAUAUUCAAAAUGGCCUGAGGUUCACAUUGUAAAUUCUAUGGCAUCUAGCAUUGUUAUCAAACAUUUACGAUAUAUUUUUGCGCAACACGGGCUUUGUGAAACAUUGGUAUCAGAUAAUGGUACAUCUUUCGUGUCAAAGGAUUUUGAGGACUUUUUAGUGGCUAACAAAAUAAAACACAUUAGGACAGCACCAUAUCAUCCCGCCACCAACGGGCAGGCCGAGAGAAUGGUUCAAACUUUAAAAAAUAAACUAAAAAAGAUGACAGAUGUACCUUGGGAAGUAAAAUUACCAAGAAUUUUGCUGACAUUGCGUAGUACGCCUUGCACAUCAACUAAGAGAAGUCCAGCCGAAUUAUUGAUGAAUAGACAGCUGCGGACUUUAUUAGACACUGUUCACCCAAAUAUCAAUCAUUACAGAAAGACAGAAAAUCAGAUUAUAGAUAAUGCAAAUAGGAAGAAUCGUGAAACUCAAGUUGGAAAGAAAGUAAUGUACAGGAACUAUGCUGAAGGUGAAAAGUGGAAAUCUGGAACAAUAAUAGGGAAGGAGGGUCCUUCUAGCUAUAGAAUAGAAACAGAAAAUGGAGAGUGUAUGCAUAGACACAUAGAUCAAUUGGUAACACUUAAGGACACAGAGACAGAAGAGUUAAGAACACAGGGGACAGAAAGUGAAAUACAAGAACAGGUAGCAGAAGUGGAGCAGGAAUUGACAAAUGAAAACUUAGGUGAAGAUCAGACAUGGGAAACAGUGCAGGAGCAAGAUAUAAUUGAGAUACCCAGUUGUGACCAAUGGGCGGACAUGCUGGGAAUACCAUCAACAUCAAAUGUGGGAAAGAUUAGAAACAAACCCAAAGGACAUUCUAAACUCCCUUAUGAUAGAUUGUAA